GUUUUGUUUUUUAAAACUACAAAAACAUUAAAUUUAAAGACAUUGAAAUGAAUUUCAAAGAGAGUUUAUUUACAACUAAAUUGACACCAUUUUGGAUGGCUUUUUCUUUGAUUUUACAAGUGUUAACACUUGAGAAAAAUUGUUCUUCAUGUGAUGAAUUUACACCUUUAUGUAUAAGUAAUUUUUCAAGAGUUUUGUACAAAUUUUCAAAUGAACAAAAAUAUCUUUGUGAAUCAAAACAGUUAUGCUUUCAUGAAAACUCUACUGAUUCUGUAACCUUGCAACAUAAACCCUUGUAUAUUCUCAAAAAUCAAAGUCUGACAUUUAGUGUGGAUUUGUUUUUAAAUAACACUUUACAACUUUAUAUAUUUAAUGAGAGUUUUUAUUCUGAUUGGAAUCAAUGUAACACAAAAAAUAUGUCUCAAAUCCUUUUUUUUUCAAAUGACCAUUAUCUGCAAAUGCCUAUUCUUAAUAUUGGAAAACAUUAUAUUUUAUUUAAUACAAGUAAAGAAGUAUGUUUAAAUGGUCUAAGAAUACAAGUAAAUGUAAUUGAUCAUAACUGUUUUAACAGUAGUAAUAAUCCAACUAUGUUGUACAUGUGUUCUUCUAAUGGAAAAUGCACAUACAAUGAAUCACUAAAUAUCUACAUGUGCAAGUGUUGCCCAGGUUUUCUUGGACAAUAUUGUGAGAAUAAACAGGAUGUUCAAAACUUAUAUCAGAAUGUUUUUGACUUGAAAGAAAGUGAAGUUGAUGACUUUUUUAAAAAAAGGAUAGAAUGUAUUACCUGCUUUAAAAUAGACAACAAGAUUGCAUCAGAUGUUGACUCUGAAUAUGACUGCACGUUCGAUAAAAGAUUAAAAGAUAACAACAUUGAAGAUAUUAAAGGUCUCCUAGAUGAAGUUGCAAUAAAGUAUAACCUUUUUUGUAAAGGGAAUAGUUCAUUUUCAGUUGUCAUCUUAAAUGAAAGCAUAACUUUUGAUCAAUUUAACAGAAGCAAUAUAAAUUUGAACAGUUCAUGCUCUAAUUGCCAAUGUUAUCAAAAGUAUCUAAAAAAACUGUUGGAAUGCAAAACAGUUGAUAGGCAUAUUAGUUUUGUUACAAGCAAAACAUCGUUACUUGAACCUGCUCUUGUUAAUAGCUCUCAUUCAUUAAAUCUAUUAUCAUCAAGUGCUCUUUUUGGUGUAACAUCUGAAAACAUCUUUCCUAAAAUAGUUACUUGGUCUACUGUUGAAGCGCUUCACUCAACAGCAUUAUUAUCAUCAUUAACUUUGUAUAGGUCACAAGUAAAUUUAAUGUCUACUCCAUCAUUGACUGCAGGACACUUGUAUCAAUCAUGGCCUUCAGUUUUUGCUUCAAAAAAAUUUCAUUUCAGUUCUUCUGUGACAUUAAAUCUCUCGUUUGAAACUAUUAAUCCUUCUAGUAGCUUAAAGCAAUCUACAAUCUACAGAGCGUUGAUUUUUGACAGCUUUGAAAAUUCUAUUACAGAUGCUGAACAACCAGAUUUUGACAGUUUAGGUAGGGUAACCAUUCAAGCAAAUGCAAGUUUUUCAAGUAAAUCUUCCUUCUAUAAUGGUUCUCAAAGUCAUUCUUGUUGCAUGAGUAGUAUUGUAGAUCAAACUACUAAUAUUUUAAAAGAUUUAAAACAAGCUUCUUUAUUUAUUUCAGAGUCAAUAAAACAAUCACUUACAACUACAAAUUCGAUUAGUUUAUCACAAGAAGAGAUUCCUGAUUUACAGUUAUGUUUGUAUCCUUGUUUUAAGAAUGCAUGUUUAAAUAAUGGAACAUGUUUUGUAGAUGCAAGUAAUAUUUUGGGAUUUAGAUGUGCGUGCAUAGACAAGUUCACUGGUAGAUUUUGUGACCAAUUAAAAGACUAUUGUCUAAAUGAUCCAUGUAAUGGAGGUUUCUGCAUAUCAAUAAAUGGUGGCUUCAAAUGUUUAUGCCAGUUUGGUAAAACCGGGGUACAUUGCUUACAAGAUUCUUUAGUUGGCAUACCACUAUUUUCUGUAUAUCAAAACUACUCAUCUUUUAUUAAAUACUCGUGGAAUAGCACUGGGGAUUUAGUUCUGCAAAGACUUGAAAUACAGCUUCAGUUCAAGAGAGAUUCAGAUAAAAAGACGGGAGAGUUGCUUAUUUUUUCUGAAAAAAAAGGUGGUAUCUUCUUUGCUGUUGGUAUUCAUGACAACUUUAUUACUGUUAUCUUCAAUUUUGGAAACGGUGUCAGAAUUGUAAAGAGUCAUGAUGAGCUAUCUGUAUCACGAGUAUGGCACUAUUUGGUCACUGGAUAUUCAGGGCAACAGGUUUAUAUUUUCAUUGACAAUCAGCCAAAGGUUUUAUAUACAUGUUAUGAAAAGUUAUCUUAUCUUGAUUUUACCAGUGCAUUGUUUAUUGGUGGAAUACCAUUUAAUGCUAUUCUUCCAAAAUCUGUGCUUUUAUUUUUCUCCUCUGGGUUUAUAGGAGCACUUUAUAAACUUAGUCUUCGCACUGAUAAUCCCUAUUUUACACCUAUACUAUUUAAAAAACUUCAAAAUGAUUUGACAGAAACUACAAAUAUUCAAUUAGAGAAUAGCUUGGGCAUUGUUAUGGAGGCUCAAAGUUGUCAAAAUCAGUUGUGUAACAACAAUGGAUCAUGUCAUGAACAAGAAAAUGUAUUUUACUGUAUUUGUCUUCAUCCAAACAAAGGAAUACUCUGUCAAGACACUGUACUUCCAUGUGUUGAAUAUAAUCCUUGUCAUCCAAGUUCAGCUUGUUAUUCGGAUAAUAAUUUUGACAUAAAUUGUGAUUGUGCUUUUGGCAAAUCAGGAUUGUUUUGCCAAACUAAUCUUGUUAUUUCAAUACCAUUUUUUAAUGAUAAGUCAUAUUUGCUUUUGCCUGGUUUAAAUAUUGCACUGUACACCUCAAUGGAAAUGUAUUUUAGACCUGAUAAGAUAAAUGGUCUCUUAUUUUAUGUAGCAAAUAAUAUGAAUGUGUCAAGUUCUGGAGAUUUUCUUGCAAUAGGAUUGUAUAGUGGAUAUGUUCUUGUUCGCUUCAACCUUGGCAGAAAUACUGUCACUUUACUAAGUCGCACAUGCGUGACUCCUAACAACAUCAAUAGAUUGCAUUUCCAGAGAAUUAACAAUCAGGCUGUCAUGAAACUUAAUGAUGAUAUAUAUGUUGGAGUGCGAUCAUCUCCAUUAGCUGUUUCUCUAGAUGUUAAUAGUAAUUUUUAUAUUGGAGGAGUGCCUGACUUUUCAGUCAUUAAUACUGAUAUCUCAAGUGAAAUCAAAUCAAAUUUUGUUGGUUGUAUUACUCAUUUCAAAGUAAAUGAUAAAUUAUAUAUGUUAAAUUCAUCAAAUACAGAUAUUGUUGGAAGAAAUAUUGGUGAAUACAAUUCAUGUAUAAAUAACAAUUGUCUGAAUAAUGCAUCCUGUAGCGCUGAAGCUGAUUACAGUUACAGGUGUAAUUGUUUGUUGGGAUUUUCAGGCGUAUUUUGUGAAGAAGAAUUGAAAACAAUGACAGUGGCAUCUUUUGAUGGAAGCGGCUAUUGGAUGGGUCAAAUUGAAACUGUGAGAGCAUCAUUACAUAACAGUUUUGCACUAUCAUUCCGUAGUACUAAUGAUGGUCUUUUAUUUUGGUACGGGCGUCUUCAGGAUGAUUAUGGAGAUAUGAUUUCAGUGGGGUUGUAUAAUGGCACUAUUAAUGUCAGGUACCUGAUAGAUGGUAAGGAAGUUUCUUCUUCUACUGAACAGCUGUUUAAUGAUGGGGCUUAUCAUAGGAUACAUAUUUUGAGAAAUGGCAAUGCUAUUUUUGUUUGGAUCAACUUGAAUAAACCAGACUUGGUAGUAAGUCAUUCAGCCCAAGUUUCAUUCGUCACAGAUGGUUACAUAUAUAUUGGAGGCUUACCUGGAGAUGUAUAUGCACUUUCUGGCCACCGCUUCAUGCAAGGAUGGAUUGGAUGUAUUGCUAAUGUUACUUUAUCUAACGAAGCCUCUUUUAUUAACUUUGCUGAUAAGGAAAUUGCUUCUGGUAAAAAUGUAAAGCCUUGUAGUUAAAGCUGCUAAAGGACCGUAGAUUUUGUUUUUAAGCGUGUAUGGUAUCUGCAUUUUUACGGUGAUAACCUCGAUUGCAGAUUAGGGUUUAUUGGUUAUGAUCUUGUGCCCUAAACAUGUUGGUCCUAAUUUUGGUUUAAUUUUACAUAUCCAUUCAAACACGAGACGUAUCCAAUACAAUUUGGUUUUAUUUAUCUCUUUAAUGUUAAACAAAAAGACACGACGUGAGCAAAGAAUAAAGCCUUGUGAAGAUAAAUUAUAGCUGAAUAUAAAAUUCAACUGUAAAAUGUGUUUAAAUAUUUAUGUUGUAGUAUUUUUCAUUAUAAUAUAU
Messenger RNA from Hydra vulgaris (swiftwater hydra), 4356 nucleotides. RefSeq names its product protein eyes shut homolog. Gene Ontology annotation, molecular function: calcium ion binding. The record is from RefSeq and is a predicted model, not a curated record. Lineage: Eukaryota; Metazoa; Cnidaria; Hydrozoa; Anthoathecata; Hydridae.